Molecule: messenger RNA, 1263 nt
Organism: Nicotiana tabacum (common tobacco)
Lineage: Eukaryota; Viridiplantae; Streptophyta; Magnoliopsida; Solanales; Solanaceae
Source: RefSeq, a predicted model, not a curated record
AUGGAAGAGGAUGAGUUCAUUCAAGUGAUGCAUACUCGUUUCACCUCUAUAAUCAAUGAGCUUCAUUCACUUGGUGAAAUCAUUCCAACCAACAAGUUGGUCCGGAAAAUACUCAGUGUUCUACCAGGUUCCUGGGAGAGUAAGGUUAAUGCUAUCACUGAAGCCAAAGACCUGCAAAAGCUGACUAUUGGCGAUCUUAUUGGAAAUCUCAAAACAUAUGAGAUGAAAAGAAAGAAGGAUCUUGAAAGAAGAGAGCCCAAUGAGGAGAGGAACCUGGUUCUCAAAGUUGUCCCCACUGACUCAAGUAGUGAUGAAUCUGAAAUGACGUAUCUCACUCGAAGAUUUCAAAAGAUGGAUCAUUACAAAACCAACAUUGAUAAGGCAGCUAAGAGGAACUUGUUCCCUGAUAGGAAAUUCAAAAGAAGAGAUGUUGUUGACAACAUGGUGAAGCAAGCUUUGGCUGACUGGGGAGAUUUCUCCAGUGAAUCUGAAGGUGAGGAUGACCAAGGAUAUGCAUCUACGAUGGUUGUUGACAAUGAAGAUGAGUCAAUCAUUGCACUUAUGGCUAAAUCUGAUUAUGAAGAGGACAACGAGGAAGAUGGGAAUGGUGGCAAAGGGUCACAUAACAAAGAAGAUGAAGAUGGAGAAUUCACAAAUGCUCCUGGUGAAGCUAUAGAUAUUGCAAAUAGAAAGACUGAUUUGAUGUGUCAAGUCAAACAGAGCAAUAUAGAAGAUACAGCAGAAUCUCCAAAAGGCACAGAGGGACCUGGUAUGCACAUAUUGCAGUUUCAGGACAAAACAAGUAAGAGUGACAUUGCACUUCUAGAAGUCUUUGCUCAAAUUUUCAAAAACCGUCAAGGAACCUGGUUUCUGCGACUCAGGGAACAAGGUAGAUCUAAUAUGCUAAAGCAUGAGGCUGAAAUUGUUGCUGGAUUUGUGGAAUUCUUGAAAGAUGGAGAAAUUGGGAAACAUGUGAGGAAUCUGGUUCUCAAGAGGAAUAUUAAUUUUGGGUUUGUCAUCAUCAAAAAGGGGCAAAUUGCUCUAAGUUAUGCUAUGUCAUGUUUUGAUGAUGACAAACGUUCUCAAGGAACUGGGUACGGACCAGAUGUGAUCAUUACAUGUAAGGAAUCUGAUUCUCAGGGGAAUAUUAAUUCUAGGUUUGUAAUGAUCAAAAAGAAAAGGGGGAAAUUGAUAAGUUAUGGUAUUUUCUGUUUUGAUGAUUUGCCAAACAGUCUCGAGGAACCAGUUGUGAUCAGUUCCUAA